UCCAUCCUGGCCUUGAACACCUCCAUGGAUGGGGCAGCCACUCCUCUAGGCAACCUCUGCAAAAUCCGCAAAAUGAAGAAUUUCUCCCUAAGAUCUCAUCUCAGUCUUCCCUCUUGCAGCUCAAAACCAUUCCCCCUCAUCCUAUCCUUGCAUUCCUUGAUCAGGAGCCCCUUCCCAGCUUUCCUGCAGUCCCUUUCCAUACUGGAAACUGCUCUGAGGUCUCCCUGGAGCCCUCUUCUUCUCCAGGCUGAACAACUCCAUCUCUCUCUCAGCCUGUCCUUGUAUGGGAGGAGCCAAACCAAGACUGAUCUGAGGUGAGAAAGGCAGGAAGGGAUUACCCUGUUGUUCCUGGUGCUUUCUGCAAUGCAGACACCUCCAUCCCCCAACCUUACACCAUCACUGGAGAAAACAAUCCUCUUUUCUUUCCUUCCUCUUCCAUCUCCAUAAGCUCCAGGCUUGAAAGGCACCAGCUCAGCCCUCACAGCUGUUCCCAGGGCAAGCCAUGCCCCUCUCCUACCCCCAUGAGUCAUGCCUAGGUGCCACUGCACUCCUUGGCAGGUGACAGGAUGUUGCUGCUGCCUUGCCCUUGGGAAUCAGCUGUGCUGGUGCUGAGUCAGCCAGUGGAGCAGGAUACGCUCUCCUGGGCUUCCCAAAGGAGCUCCUCAGAGCUCACUGCCAGACAAGCUGAGCUCUGUGUCAGCACAGUGGGGGUUUGGAGACCACCUACCCAUCCAAGGAGACAUCUCAGCAUGUCCCAGCUGAGCCAAAGCCGGGCUCUUGUCAUCGUCAACACCCAUUUCCACAGCAGCGAUGGUAAUAUGGCAUUUGGGACCCGGAGAGGAGCCAAGCGAGAAGCAGAGAAGCUGUCCAAUGUGCUCUCACGGCUCAAUUAUACAGUGAAGCUGGUGAGCAACAAGACAGCCAAGGAGAUAGAAGAUCUCUACUGGCAAGAGCACUACCAUGAGCAUGGCGAAUACUUUGUAAGCAUCAUUUCCAGCCACGGAGAGGAGGGCAUCAUAUUCGGUUGCGACACGGAGCCCGUUCAGCUGAGCCACCUUUUCCAGAUUUUAUCAUCAGAGAAGUGCCCGGUGCUCAGGAAAAUCCCCAAAAUCUUCUUCAUCCAGGCCUGCCGGGGAAAAGAACUGGAUCAGGGGGUGGUUCUGGAGUGUGACAGUGGGGAGCCAGAGCCGGAGUGCGAGCCAGAAUGCCUCUUGGACAUCCCCACCAUCCCGCCCCAAACCGUCGUGAUGUUCGCCUGCAGCCCAGGCUAUGUCGCCUUCCUCAACCCCUCCGGAUCCAUGUUCCUCCAGGCCCUGCUGAAGGUACUGGAGGGAGAGGAACGUCACCUGGACCUCAUCCGCCUCCUCACCCGCAUUAACGGCAAGGUGGCCUUUCACUGCCAGGCCAGGGGCAGCUACGAGGGGUGCAAGCAGAUGCCCUGCUUCAUCACCAACCUGCACCAGGAGGUCUUCCCCUUCUCAGCACCCAUCAUGGAGGAGGCAGAUGGUGUUUGAGAGCUGCUGGCUCUGCAGCAAAGCCAUGGGGGUUGAAGAACAUCAGGAAUCCCCUGUCAUGCAUGGGCUAAAAAGGACCAGUUCUAAGCAAACCAACAAGAAACAUCUCUGCAAAGAGGAUCAGCUCAACCUGGGGUGCUUCAAGGGCAGGUUGGAACAAGCCAAGUGGAGCCAGGGCAGAUAUUUCCCCUGUGCUACCAUGGGACCUACUGCAGAGCAGAAAUGUCCAACUGAAGCACACAAUGAGACAGGGACACCCAAAUGCCCUAUGGCAGCAUCCCUACCCUGUAGCUGCCACAGCUCCAGAGGGGAAUCAUAGAUUCAUCAAGGUUGGAAAAGCCCUCCAAACUCAUCCAGUCCAACCAUCAGCCCAACCCCACCAUGCCUGCAAAACCAUGUACUAAAGUGCCACAUUCACACGCUCUUUGGAUCCCUCCAGGGAUGGAGGCUCCACCACUUGGAGAAGGAGGAUGUCAACUUUCUCCUCCCCCUGAUCUCUUUCCACGAAGAGCUCCAACCUCCCAAACACAAUCUCGCCCAUUUUAGUUUCCUUUUAAUCCAAACCAGCCUGCACAGGGCAGGGACUUCCAUUGUACAGAGGCAAAGUUGAUGUGUUUACCUGGCUGGUGCCCAACCCAGAAUGAAAACACUGCUGGAGAGAUCACCACACAUUCAAGCUGUUUGGUCACCAGCCAGCUUAAAAAUUCAAGCCUUUAAAAAGGAAAUCAAUAAAAUACACAGUGUUUGACAGGAUUUACAGGUUGGUGGGUUAAUUUGGGACUUGGAGUUUAGGUCAGGGACAGGAUUUGGGAGCAUUUGCUUGAGGUUGUUUUGAGUUCAGGAUGGGUCUUAGGGAGCUUCCUUUUUAUGAGGAAGAGAGAAGCUCCAGCUGGGAUGUGAGUGGAGGGGGGUGUGGGCUGGGACAGCUCAUGGACCUGAUGUAUUUGGUCAAGGUCCUCUCCUCCUGUUGUCCUUUAGGUGCCAAGAAUAAGUGCAAAAGCAAAGUCAAUAAAAAAGACGUAAUGGCUCCAACGCAAACACAGGGAGACCCCUGGUCAGGGACUGGUCCUCAGAUGGGCAUGCCGGGAGCCGGCAUCGCCUGUUGGGAAUGCUGAGAUAUGGAAUGUAAGCACCCUCACCCAGCUCAGGGAACCUCUCAGACUCCUGGAGAUCAGACUAUUGCCCAUCGUGGAAUGUUGGUGCAUUAUGCGUGACUAUUCUCACCAGUCUCAAAAGGGAAGCUUUCAGGCUGGCCUCUCUAUCAACCCCUUUAUCU
This is a messenger RNA of Cuculus canorus (common cuckoo), 2790 nucleotides long. Its product is annotated as caspase-3. The coding region runs from base 567 to 1514 and encodes 315 amino acids. The transcript has 4 exons. Gene Ontology annotation, molecular function: cysteine-type endopeptidase activity. Gene Ontology annotation, biological process: proteolysis. The record is from RefSeq and is a predicted model, not a curated record. NCBI's taxonomy places the organism in Eukaryota, Metazoa, Chordata, Aves, Cuculiformes, Cuculidae.